Ciona intestinalis (vase tunicate) is the source of this 2105-nucleotide messenger RNA. RefSeq names its product transducin beta-like protein 2. Gene Ontology annotation, biological process: endoplasmic reticulum unfolded protein response. Gene Ontology annotation, molecular function: protein binding. The record is from RefSeq and is a predicted model, not a curated record. Gene Ontology annotation, cellular component: endoplasmic reticulum. Lineage: Eukaryota; Metazoa; Chordata; Ascidiacea; Phlebobranchia; Cionidae.
AUUUUAGGAAAUAUAGGCAAUCAUGCCUCGAUAUGAAGUAUCAAUUAUAAUGAAACUGUUAAGUCGACCUCAGAAAAUUGAAGCAGUCAAAGAAAUUGCGUCGUAUCUUAUCAGUCAAGGUUGUAAUGUACGUAAAGUCACCAGCAUGGGAGAUCGUAACCUGCCCUACAAAAUAAAGGUACAUUCAAAACCUCACCAUCAGGGAUCGUAUAUUUUGCUGGAUAUGGAUUUUAAAAUCUCACAGAAGGACGCUUUAAAUCGUUAUUUUGGACACAAUAAAAAUAUUGUCCGGUCUUCAUUAUUUAAUUUUGAAACUGUUUAUGGGGAAGAGAGUCCAUGUGAUGGGAUGGAAAAUGUCGAUUACCUUAAAGAAAUCGAAAACUUAAAGACUAAGUUGGUUCCAAAGAAGACUAGAGAAACAGUUGAAACAAAUUGGCCGUUUCCGAUGUAAUAUUUAACAUUUUGUUGCUAUUAACUGUGUGAAACUGCAAUUUUUGAGUUGCAAAUGCAAUCGUGAAGUUUCAUUAUGUAAACAUUUUUAAUAGAAUUUUAAUAUUAGUAGUAGAAUGGAUUCUGUAACUGAACCAAAGCAACAAAGUUUACCUGCAAUUGCAGUGACAGUCAUUGCUGGGUUACUAAUCUGGGUGCUGUUGUCAUUCUUUAGGAAGAAGGAAGUAAAAGACAAAGAUGAACAAAUCAAUGAAACAAAACCAAAUGAAAACACAAGCAACGUGAAAACUGGGAAUAAAAAGGCGAAACAUCAGAGGUUCCUCAAGAAACCUUCAUUUGUGAACUUCACACAUCCUUAUCUGCAUGUUACACUAAAGGGCCACAGUGGAAAGGUUUUGGGUUUGGAUGCGAGCAUCAAUGGGAAGUACAUGGCAUCAUGCUCCGAUGACAGAAGCGUGAGGUUAUGGAGCGUCAAAGAUUUUGGUUCUGGUAACAAAUGUGUGCGAGUCAAUGUGGAGUUCGAUCAUGCAAGACAAGCUCGUUUCAGUCCAGACUCCAGAGCCUUCAUUGCUGGUCUUGCUGUUGAAAACACAGUUCGUGUUUUUAAACUUGGUAAGAAAGAUGAUGGCGUGACAACCUGCAUCCCCAUAGAAGAAGACUUUAAAAAAUAUAACCAGGCUGAGCUGUUAAAUAUUGGAGUUGGUGCAACAUCAAGUGGGGGAAGUUAUGUGAUGACUGCAUACAAAAACACAACGAUCAUGGUACGUAACUUGAAGGGAGAUAUUCUUCAUACCAUCAACACAAACCAAGGAAAUAACAAUCAUGCUGCUGUGUCUCCGUGUGGAAGAUUUGUGGCAUCUUCUGGUUGGACACCUGAUGUUAAAGUAUGGGCCGUCAACUUCACACGCUCUGGUGAUUAUAAGGAUGUGACACGAGCAUUUGAACUGAAAGGUCACACUACUUCUGUUUGGUCGUUCGAUUUUAACAAUGAUUCAACAAGAAUGGUAACCGUUUCCAAAGAUGGCUCUUGGAGAUUUUAUGACACAAGGGUGGAAUACGAGAAAGGUCAAGAACCCUACUUGUUAAACUCGGGAGAAUUCUGUAUCACUGGUUGUUCCGUUGAUGUUGAUUAUUGCAUCGUUGCUUUGUCCCCAGAUGCAAGAGUUGCUGCUGUAGCUUGUAUGAACAACAUCACUGUCUUCUCGACUGCAACAGGCGAAGUUGAAGUGGAAUUCACGGAAGUUCACUCUGAAAUAAUAUCUUCCUUGAUAUUUGACAUUGCUGGAAGAUACAUUUUGUCUUCCGGAGACAAGCACAUCCGUAUCUUUCACAACACUCUGGGGUAUAAAGAAACGAUACGAGAGUUAGAAGACAAGAUUAAACCUCUACCAUCUGCAUCCACCACAAGGGAGAGAUACCAGAAGCAAAUUAAUGAAGCAAAAAAAGCUCUCGCUGCCAUUGACAAAAGCAGUUGAUAAUAUUUGCUGAAAAUAAUUUAUUGCACACACUAAGUAGAAUGAAUUUAAAAUUGUUGAAAUUUGUAGUAAUUGUUAGAGUCACGGUGUGUGAAAGUUAAUUAAAGCAAUGUCUUGUUUAGUUGGCAAUACAUACAAUUAGGUAUCUGGUAUAUCUUAGUGCAAUAAAACACUUUUGCU